Molecule: messenger RNA, 1952 nt
Organism: Anguilla anguilla (European eel)
Lineage: Eukaryota; Metazoa; Chordata; Actinopteri; Anguilliformes; Anguillidae
Product: coronin-2A-like
Exons: 12
Coding region: 336-1895 (519 amino acids)
Biological process (GO): actin filament organization
Molecular function (GO): actin filament binding
Source: RefSeq, a predicted model, not a curated record
GGCACAGAGCGGUGUGCACUGCUCGGCUCUAAGUCCCUGCGACGAGUCCAGUCUGUGCUCUAUCGUAGACUAGCCUGCACACUCAGCCGCUUCGCUCUCCUCCCUCUGUUGAAACAGUCUCCCAGAACCCGACCGUCAUGACUUCUGCAUGAACAUCACACAACUAAAUGUGGGACGACCUGCACGAAUCUGUUCAACCCUGGAAAUUCAGACAAUCCUAAAUACUGAGCCUCGCAGACAGUGCUCCUGCCUGAACACCGAGCGACUGAGUGGGCGCUACUGGACUACUGCAGCUUGCGACUCGCAAGAAAGCUUUCCACCUGCACAAGGCUUGCAUGACCAUCACGAAGAUGUCAUGGCGUCCUCAGUACCGCAGCUCCAAGUUUCGGCACGUGUUCGGAAAGCCUGCCACCAAGGAGCACUGCUAUGACGGCGUCCCCAUCACCAGGAGCGUCCAGGACAACCAGUUCUGCGCCGUCAACCCCUGGUUCAUCGCCGUGGUCACCGAGUGCGCUGGAGGCGGAGCCUUCCUCAUCCUCUCUCUUAACCAUACAGGAAAAGUGGACCCUCACCACCCGCGGGUUUCUGGACACAAAGGAAACGUCCUGGACAUCAAAUGGAACCCUUUCGAUGACCUCUGCAUCGCCUCGUGCUCGGAGGACUGCACGGUGAAAAUUUGGGACAUUCCGAAGCACGGGCUGCUGAGGAACCUGACCGUACCCGUGAAGGAGCUGCAGGGUCACUCCAGAAGGGUGGGGCUCAUCGAGUGGCACCCCACCGCAAACAACGUCCUGUUCAGCACGGGCUACGACUACAAGGUGAUGGUGUGGAAUCUGGACUGUCCGGAGCAGGUGAUCAAGAACCCCGUGAAGACCAUCAGCUUCCACACGGACGUGGUCCUCUCCAUGUCCUUCAACACCGACGGCAGCCUCAUGGCCACUUCCUGCAAGGACAGGAAGAUCCGUGUCAUCGACCCCCGCGCUGGGACCCUCGUGCAGGAGGGUAAAAGCAAGUCGCAGAAGGUGAACAAAGUGUUGUUCCUUGGAAAUCUGAAGAUGAUCUUCUCAACAGGAAAUUCAACGUGGAACAACAGGCACGUUGCCCUGUGGGAUCAGGACGAUCUCUCGAGGCCUUUGGUAGAAGAGGACCUGGACGGUUCCUCAGGAGUUGUGUUUCCCUUCUAUGACCCCGACACCCACAUGCUCUAUCUUGCUGGAAAGGGAGAGGGUUAUAUCCGAUACUAUGAGUUGAAUUCAGAGAAGCCUUACAUGCAGUACCUGAACGACUACCGCUCUCACCUACCUCAGAAGGGGCUGGGUGUUAUGCCAAAGAGAGCUCUGGAGGUCAGAUCCUGCGAGGUGUUCAGAUUCUAUAAGCUGGUGACGACGAAGAGCGUGAUCGAGCCGCUGUCCAUGAUCGUCCCCCGGAGGUCGGAGUCGUACCAGGACGACAUCUAUCCCAUGACCGCGGGGAACCGGCCAGCUCUGAGUGCGGCCGAGUGGCUCAGCGGACAGGACAAAGGGCCCGUCCUGAUAUCACUGAAACCGGGAUGGAAGCCAGAGGAAGUGUACUCGGACCUCACCCCCGGAAAACCCCAAAACAACAACUCCCUGGAGUCCAAAUACGCCCAGAUUCGCUCUGGCCUGCCCCAGCAGCCCGUGAUCGAAGACCGCCUGCAGGCCAAAGAGGGCAAGGAGUCCAACGCCUUCAACGACAUGUCCAACGGCCGCGACCCCUUGCCGUGUUCGCCCCCGAAAACAGAGAAUGAGCUCUUGCAGACGUUUUAUCGGCAGCAGGAGGAGAUCUGUUCCCUGCGGGAGGCUCUGGCCCAGAGAGAUGUGCGGAUAACGCAGCUCGAGCUGGAGAUCAUGAACCUCCGCAACACCUCCACCUGAACCCCGUCCCACCUCCACCCAAAAUCCCCCGGCACAACUGCACCUAAACCAUUACCC